Messenger RNA from Cylindrotheca closterium, 366 nucleotides. NCBI's taxonomy places the organism in Eukaryota, Bacillariophyta, Bacillariophyceae, Bacillariales, Bacillariaceae. The record is from the annotation of a GenBank genome assembly.
AUGGUAUUUGAUAACAUGGAUGUGACCAUGAAUUAUGCCGCGCCGGGCGAACACAAACCAACUAUUGAGCGCAGCAAUCAAACAUUAAAAGGAUUAUUCCGAGCACACGAUCAUCAAAUGGUGUUCAAGGCAAUUCCCAAGGUUUUGACUAUUGCUUUACUCAAGCAUGUGACAAAGGUUAGUAACUUUUAUCCUGCAAAGGAGGGAAUUUCGAAAUAUUACAGUCCACAUAUGAUUGUGAGACAAAACCAAUGGAUAUUUCAAAAGAAUUUGUUGCUGAAAUUGGAUCCUUUGUACAAGGAUAUGGUCACACUACCAACAACAGUCAACAACCAAGAACGAUUGAUGGUAUUUAACUUGGAGUAA